AUGUCGGAAUCUCACCGAGAUCAUGAUAAAUCGUCAAAUACAAAUUCAUGUCAAGAUUCUCGUAAUAGUAAAGACGAAACAAAUCGAUACAAUAGAAAACGCUCACAUCUUGAAUCAGAAAAUAUUGAUGCCAAAGUAUAUAUUAGCAAUGUUCCAUCUAAAAAAGCUACUGAUGAAGAAUUAUUAGAUUUUUUUAAACCAUUUGGCAAAAUUUCAGAUAUACAAGUAUUUAAAGAUCAUAUAUUCGUGCAAUAUAAUCGAAUUGAUGAUGCAAAGAAAUUAAUUAAAGAAGCACAAAUACCAUUGAUAUUUAAAGGAAAUCAACUUGAUGUUUUUCCAGCAAGAGAUGUACGAUCAACAAGCGCAAAAUCAUCAUCAACUGAUAGAUCUUCGAAAAGAAGUCAUGAACGAACUUCUCAUCGUCAAUCAUUAAAUUAUGAACCAUCGAGAAAAAUGCAUUCAACACAUGAUCAAUCAAAUUUUAUUCCACAAACUGAUCGAAUUGAUGAUCGUAUGCAUAUUUCAUUAUCAAGAUCGAAUUCUCGUCGAUCUUCAAAUGAAUCAAUAUCUUUAAAUCAUCAUAUGCCAUAUUCAGUUUUAGCAGGACCAAAAGAUUCAAAUGAUUGUGUCGAUUGUCAUAUAAUUCUUGUUAAUUUUCGACAAAGAGAAUAUGCAGAGAAAAUUGAAUCUCGUCUUGCUUCUCAUGGUAUUGUUUCAUCAAUUAUACUUCUGCGAGAAGAUCUUAGUUUAACUAAAGCUAUUGACAAUGCUACUCGUUUACAAUGUUUAUAUGGAAUCAUUGCCAUGCCAAUGCAUGAAGAACGACGUACAGCAUCUUUUCAUAUUCUAUAUGGACAAACAGAAGAACAUCGUAAUUUAACAUUGGAUGAUGGUAUACAUAUAAUAAUAACUAAUUUUGCUGCAUAUAAAGAACGUAUUCGUAAUGAAGAAAUCGAUUCAUAUCGUUCAAAUAAUAAUUCAGUUGUUUAUUCUAAUUCAAAUUCAUCAUAUGAAUAUAUUCGUCCAUCAAAUAAUCUUUCUCAAGAAGAAAUAACUUCAUCUGCAUUAAAUCCUAGUGGUAAAUUACCAUUAUCAAUGUUACUAUGUCUUUUAGCUGAUGGAAGACAAUUAACAUUAGAAGAAAUCGAUCGUGUACUUGUUUAUUUACUUGAAAAAAAAGCGAAAAUGUUAACAUUACCUUCAGGUACUUUACCACCAUUACCAGCUCAAUAUGCAAUCAAUACAACAUUGAAUCACCAGACAGGUGCUUUGAUUUUUCUCUUUGCUUUAUUUAAAUAUUUUUUUCAAAGCUCUGGUAUUGUAUCGGACACAAGACUUGGUUUAACAUCAAAUCCAUCGCCUGGUAAAACUUCAUCGUCUUCAAUAGAAACAUCAGCUUCGAUUGCUGAACAAAUUCGACAAAUUCUAUCAACAAAUAUAAUCAAAUCAAAUUCAUCAAUGGGAGACAAAAAUUCACAAUCUACUGUAACAAAAUCUUCAUCAAAUAAUUUAUCCGAUACUAUCAAAACUGAAAAACAAAUUCCUUCACAAACAAAUAAUGAUACAAAAGAAGUAGGUCAACAACAACAGCAGACACAAUCUGCUUUCGUAUAUCGCCCGGCUGAAACAGUAUCUACUGUACCAGCAACAUUUAAUUAUACAUCACCACCAAUACGAAUAGCUAAUUCUGUUUCGCCAUUUGUUACAGCAACAUAUCCAUCAUAUAAUUCAGUUACACCAUCUUUAGGAGUAAAUUCAGCUGUAAAAUCAGCAACAGUUCAAAAUUUUGUUUCCCAACCUUCUCAAUAUUUCUAUCAAGUCCCAUCACAAACGCUUUAUCAAUCGCCAUUAAAUUCAACAGCAGCUAAUACAGCCGCUGCUGCUGCAUUAUUUCAAGCAUAUUCGCAAUUUAAUGUACAACCGUCGGCAACGUCUUCAAUUGUUAAUCAACAAUUAAAUACACAACAACAACAACAACAACAGCAACAAAUAAGUAGAAAAUGA
Molecule: messenger RNA, 2004 nt
Organism: Adineta steineri
Lineage: Eukaryota; Metazoa; Rotifera; Eurotatoria; Adinetida; Adinetidae
Source: the annotation of a GenBank genome assembly